UUUUUUUCAGAUAAAAAUAUACCUUAUGUGGUUAGUCAAGAAGAUGGAUAUUGUGAACAGAAAUAUGAACGAUCGAGCUGUAGUUUGACAGGUCAGAUUAACCAAUAUAUAUACUAAGCAGCAAAAGAAACGUCAGUGUACAAAUAUCGAAAUACCACAACAAAUGAAGAAAAUUAAUUAAGGACACCGAAUAAAGAGCUGUUUGGUCUUCCAUACGUACAACAGUUGGUGGGAAGAUUAAACAAGAUGAAUGCUUAUGAAUUAAUGUUGCAUUGUGACAGAUUAGUGAAAGAACUUAAAGAGGCUGAUAAACAUGGUCAUAUAUCUAAUGUACUGGCAAGAUUGUCAUUUCAAGAAACGAAUGAAUGUAUACCUAUAGCUGUUAGGAAAGGCUGGUAUAAAGUUCUGAUAUCUCUUAUAGGCCAUAUCGGUUAUUUACCGAUAGAGUAUAUUGAUGAGAAACAGAACAAUUUAUUACACCUAGUUUUACAUAGUUACACUUCAGGACACCGCAUAGGGAAUAGAGAUGAGUUGUUACAGUGUGUCAUUAAAUUAGUUGAAGCUGGUGUAGAUAUCAACCAUCUGAAUCACGAUAAUAAGACCCCUAUAUGUAUAGCUGCUACAAAAGGAUUGUGUAACGUUGUUAUAUAUCUGGCAGAUCAUUGUGGUGAUUUACCGCUACAAUAUAUCGAUGAUGAACAUAACAAUUUAUUUCACUUAGUUUUACACAGUUACAGGUCCACAUCAACAGAGGGCAAUCGUAUGAUCGGUGAUGUGUUUAAUAAUUAUUAUAAACAAAACACGUUAUUAGGUUUAGGUGAUUUCUUUAAUAAUUAUUAUAAACAGAACACGUUAUUAGGUUUAGGUGCAGUUUAUAAUAAUUACACGCCAACUUACCUUGGGCACAGAGGUGGUUAUGAAGGGGACAGCGAUGACUUGUUACGGUGUGUUAUUAAAUUAGUUGAAUGUGGUGUGGAUGUCAACGCUCUGAAUAAAGAUAAUCAGACCCCUAUACUUAUAGCUACUACAAAAGGAUUGUAUAACGUUGUUAUAUGUCUCAUAGAUCAUCGUGUUGAUUUACCGCUACAGUAUAUUGAUGAUAAAGGAAACAAUUUAUUACACUUAGUUUUACAUAGUUACACGUUGUCACACCAUACGUGUGGAACGAAAGAGGAGUUGUUACAGUGUGUCAUUAAAUUGGUUGAAGCUGGUGUAGAUGUCAACGCUAUGAAUAAACAUAACCAGAUCUCUAUAUCUAUAGCUGCUGACAAAAGACUGUAUACAGUUGUUAUAGAUCUGAUAGAUCGUCGUGCUGAUUUACAGUAUAUUGAUGAUAAAGAUAACAAUUUGUUACACUUAGUUUUACAUAAUUACAGGUCCACAUCAACAGACGACACUAGUGGGAACAGUGAUGAGUUGUCACAGUGUGUAAUUAGAUUAGUUGAAGCUGGUGUAGAUGUUAACUACCUGAAUCAAGAUAAUCAGACCCCUAUCUUUAUAGCUGCUAGGAACAAGAUGCAUCAAUUGAUGAUAUAUUUGUUAGAACAUGGUGCACAAGUCCAUUGCAUUGAUAUACAACAGAACAAUCUACUACACGUAGUUUUAGGUAGUUAUGUAAUGGAUGAUCUGAGAAACAACGUUUUAGAUGAUGCUGGUUAUGAUGAAAGGGAUAUGGAUAGUUUGUUAAACUUGGUGAUUAAAUUAGUGGAGGCUGGUGUAGAUGUCAACCAUCUGAAUAAAUCUAAAAAGGCGCCUAUAUUUAUAGCUGCUCAUAAAAUGAUGUAUAGCAUUGUGACAUAUCUGUUAAGUCAUGGUGCAUCUGUACAUUGCCUUGAACCAAAAACACAGAACAAUCUACUGCAUGUAGUUUUAAACAGUGUUGGUUAUGAUAAAGGGGAUAUGGAUACUUUGUUAAGCUUUGUCGUUAAAUUAGUUGAAGCUGGUAUAGAUGUGAACCAUCUGAAUAAAGAUAAACAGGCCCCUUUAGUUAUAGCUGCAAGUAACAGGCUGUAUCAAGUUGUUAUAUCUUUGUUAGGAAAUGGUGCACGUGUAGAUUACCUUCAGGCAAAUACACAGAAUAAUCUACUUCACAUAAUUUUAGAUUAUUUUAAGGAGGAUGAGGGGAAUACUGCGUUAAACUGUGUGAUUAAAUUAGUUGAAGCUGGUGUUGAUGUCAACCACCUGAAUAAAGAUAAACGGGCGCCUAUAUUUAUAGCUGCUAGGAAAAGGCUGUAUCAAGUUAUUGUAUCUUUGUUAGAAAAUGGUGCACGUGUUCAUUACCUUGAGGCAAAUACACAGAACAAUCUACUUCACCUAGUUUUAGAUGGUGCUAGUUACAAUAAAGGGGAUGUGGAUGGUUUGUUAACCUGUGUGGUUAAAUUAGUUGAAGCUGGUGUAGAGGUCAACCAUCUGAAUAUAUAUAAACAGACCCCUAUAUUUAUAGCCGUUCAUGAAAUGUUGUAUAACAUUGUGACAUAUCUGUUAGAUCAUGGUGCAUCUGUACAUUAUGUUGAUAUUAAAGGCCAUAAUAUUCUGCAGUGUGUAUUAUAUAAUAUAUACGAAUUGGGCAAGGGUAGGGAUAAGAAUACGGAUAUAGACCAGUAUUCAGACGGUUGUACUCAGGUUGUUAAAACUUUGAUAAACAUGGGAGUAGAUGUAAACAAAGUCGACAUUGAUGGCAACACUCCGCUGUUCUAUAAAGGUAGAAAAUUAAACAUGUCAAACUUAGAUUUAUUUCAGAAAGAAGAUAUCUUGUUCAGAUUACAAUAUGAAUUGAUCGCCGCAUUGAUCAAUGCUGGUUGUAAUGUGAAUCAUCAAAACAAUGAAGGACAAACUCCAUUAAUGUACUAUACAAGAAACCAAGCUGAUAUCAGUAUCUUAAAAAUGAUGAUUCCUCAUUCUGAUGUUAAUCUAACAGAUAAUAAUGGUAAUACAGCGUGUAGUUAUUGUGUUCAAUACCACGUGUUUAAUUGUACUAAUAUAUUUAAACUUUAUUCUCGCGAUGCACUGAUGUCACCUAACAAUGGGGUUAAAUUAUUACACCAGAUUCUUGCUUGUAAGAGGUUGGAGCUGUUCAAUUAUUUCAUGGGAUUAAGGUUGAUUAUUAAUGGUGUUACAACUGACGGAGAAAAUUUGCUACAUCUGUUAGCUAGAGUAAACUAUGAUUAUUCUCUAGAUAAAUUUAACUGGUUGUUUAAUGACGAGCUAGAUACAAACCAUCCAUCUUCUAAAACCAACACACCUAUUAUGAUAGCUGCCCUGUUAUUAAAUAGUAAAUAUUUAGAACUAUUCACACGUCAUCCCAGAAUAGACAUCAAUGCACAGAAUAACCAUGGUCACACAGCUCUUCAUCUGUGUAUCAUUGGAUUUACCAUGGUUAAAGAUGCCUUGAAUAACAGACAGGAAAAUGACGUGGUUGAGAAUUACUGUAGACAAAUAUAUCCGAUAUACAUGGAGUGUGUUGAUACUUUACUGGCUGCUGUUGGUAGAGAUGUUAAUAUUGCAGAUAGAGGGGGUAGAACUGCCUUGAUGAUGGCGGCAAUGAAAAACGAUAGAUUUCUUAUAAGGAAGUUACUUAAUGCUGGUGCAAUGGUUAAUUACAAUGGAAAAUCUGCUUUACGCCAUCUUGAUAUUUGUGAGAGUGUGUUUGAUCUAAGUUUUAAAAAACUCGUAUCUGCUGGAGAUAAUAUGCUUCUCAAUUUACCGUGUAUUAACGGUAGCACACUGAUCCAAGCAACCUUGUGUUUUCCACGUUGUUGGGAUCCACAUACGGCUGUUAGUUUUAUUAAAUAUUUAGUUAGUGAAAACUGUUGUCUUCAGUCUCUUGUUACAUCUUUUGUUGAAAGUAGUUAUAACCAGAUCGAUAUGAUGGAAUUUAACAGUCAAGAGAGGAAUACACUGAGAAAACUGUUAUAUCUGAGUGGAGCCCCAGAAAAAGAAGUUGUAACGGCUUUAAAUUUUGAGAAGGAAGAUACAAAUGUAGAGAAAGAUAAUAUGAGAAGACUUUUAAAUCUCAGAGGGGUACCAGAAGAGGAAAUAUUACAACAUUUAAAUUUCCGGGAUGAAGAUGAGCAUGAUCCAGAAAACACAUUCCACUCACGACACCGAGAAAUAUUCAGUAACUACUGCUGUAAUAUAUCUCUCAAGUCUCAGUGUAGGAGAAUCGUUAGACAGAAGUUAGGAUUGGGUAUAAAGGAGAAGGUUAUUGAUCUAGAACUGCCUGGAGAAUUAAUCGAAUUUAUUCUCUUAAAAGAUGUUCUUAAUCCUAAAGAUUUCUACGUAGAUAAUAUUGAGGAUUGUUGUAAUGAUUAUGAUGAUGAUGAUGGUUAUGGUGGCUAUAAUAUAAAUAAAGAUAGAGAUGAUGAUUAUAACUACGAGUAUUUUACACUCCUUACUGAUGAUACGCUUUUAUACGAAUAUGAACAUGAUUCUAAAUACCCUAAUGGCAAACACAUUUUAUUUUGGUUAUAAUAAAGCAAAGGUGUCCAAGUCAUAAUUAAUGUUUUGUAUAUGUUGUAAAAUGUAUUAAAAUGAAUUAUUUGCUUUAUGUUGACGAAUAUAGUAGUUAAACAUACAUUAUGCAAGAGAUAAAUCUGCCUAUUGCAGGUUUUGUUUUAGGCCUCAAAUGUUAUAUUAACUAUUAAUUAAAAAUUUAUUAAUAUGACAAGGCCAUAAUCAACUUUCGAUGCCAUCUGAUGCUUUCGAUUUUCAUUAGAUUUGAAUCCGAUCUACGGUUGAUCAGCCGUUGAUGAAUAAACGCAAUUUUUUUUAUUUUCAUAAAAUCGGCAACAAUGAUAAUCGAGGUUACAAGAUUUUUAAAGUGAGUUAUUUCUCGACUUAGAGUGAAGUAAUUUGACUGAAAUUUUCAGAAUAUUCCCGUUACAGUAUCUAUUAUUUAAUUAUUAUAGUUAGAAUUGACAGCUCUUAAUCAAAUCUUCCACAAUGUAUCCUUAAUCAAAAGUGAUGAUUAUAUGUUGUGAAUAUAUGAUCAGUUUAGAAUAUUUUAUUGUUCAUAUUCACUUAUUAUCCUUAGUUUCAGGAUUGUCUCUUUAAUGAGGUGGGGCUAAUUUUCCCGCAGGUUUUGUAAGCACAUGACUUACUCUUGUCGCCAUCUUUCCUACACAGUCGCCCAUCCAAUUUCUUUUAUAAUUAUAUCGAUUUCUAUAGAUCAGAGAUAAAAUCAAAUAUAUUAUUAUAUUAAUAUUCAGUGAAACAUAUUAUAGUAUAGAUUAUGUAUUUUGUCAAUGAUCUGUUGCUGAUUUGUUAUGAAAAGUGGGUAAGCUGACGAGGUAUUGUUCAUUGUUAGAGAGUCACCCAAAAUUCAUACAAAUCUAUCUUAUAUCAGGAUUCAGCUUUGUAAUAUUAAUGUUAGUUCAUAUACUAUGUAUUCUUGUCGAUCUAGUGUAAUAAGCUAGUUAGUUAUGGAUAUAUGUAUGUAGAUGUAUGUUAUAAAGCCCGACACCGCUGAAUAUUUAUAACGAGUCAGUAGGAGGCAGACCACCAUUAAAUUUCAUCAUCUCGGAAUUGUAGUUCGUUUAUUUAUAGCAAUUCUCUCUCUCUCUCUCUCUCUCUCUCUCUUUUCUCCCCUUUUGCAUGCCGAUUUUUGUUGAUUUUUUGCUCUAGAAUGGACGAAAAGGGUUUGAAUUAACAUUUUCUGCUAGGUUUUGGUCAACCUCAUACAAAUUUUAGUGCAAAGACAUGACCAUUUGUUCCUCUGUCUGUGGGGAAAAGCAUUCAGCCCAACGAAAAUUUGGGGAAAAGUUGGAGGUGGGCAAAGAGGCCAGAAUUAACAUUGAAGUCAAUGGGGAAAUUAAUGGUGGUCUGCCACCAGUAGUUGAACAAGAGUUAUCUCCCUUCAAUUACCAUUGAGAUUAUUAUCAAAGUUUUUUUUUCUUUCUGAAUGCGUUUUAUUUGGCUUAUGAUUGUUAAGUUUAUUCUUUCAGAAUGCUCAUUAUAUCCUGUUUGUAAUUCCUUCCUCGAAACCAUAUGUGAAUACGUAAUUAAGAUAAAUUAUAGUGUACCGUUAUUAUUUGAUAUCAACAUAAAGAGUUAGAACUAUUAAUUUGUGUUGUUGUCAAGAGUAUAACAGAUGUAACAUGUAUUACUGAAAUUUACCGCCUGAACUUUUUCUUACUUGGAUAAAUUCGAAUCAUUUCUUCAACAAGGAGACAAAUCUUUGGAAAAUUAA
Molecule: messenger RNA, 6187 nt
Organism: Patella vulgata (common limpet)
Lineage: Eukaryota; Metazoa; Mollusca; Gastropoda; Patellidae
Product: serine/threonine-protein phosphatase 6 regulatory ankyrin repeat subunit A-like
Exons: 4
Coding region: 247-4470 (1407 amino acids)
Molecular function (GO): protein binding
Source: RefSeq, a predicted model, not a curated record